AUGUCCGCAAGCUGCUGGUCCUUCCGGGCCUUGUGGCUACCACUGGUGCUGAUGUCCGCGGCGGCCGACGAACAAGGAGAAGGCUGCUCUGGCUCGGCCAAGAGAUGCGGCAACCUCACCAUGUCCGACCCGUUCUGGCUCGCCGACGAGGGGACCGGCAGAUCAUGUGGUUCCCCGGACUUCGUGGCCGUCUGCGACAGCAACUUCACCGGAUUUACAUCUCCGGUUUUACGGAGCGCUAUGCCCUUCAGCGACGGCUUUGCAAUCCUCAAUAUCUCUUACGAGGACCGCAGCCUGCAUGUCAUUGAUGUGGGCAAGGUGCACGUGUUGCAAGUCGCCAACAGCUGCCAUGUGCCCAUCUGGAACAGCUCCGUCAAACUGCGGCCCUCGUUUAGGAUCGACCCCGCCAACGUGAACCUCAUCUUCUACAACUGCACGGAGGUGGCUGCGGCGGCGGCCGUGGCACGUAGCGAUCUAGGGCUGGCGCGGACGAUGGUGAGGUGUGGGAACGAGUGGGAGGUGCUUGUUCGCGUGGGAGUGCCUUACGAUGUGACCGGGAACUACGGUGGCUAUGCUUUGGAGGGCUGCCACGCCGUGGUCAUGCCGAUAAUGGGCUCGUCGACGGGGGCGAACGCGAGCGACUAUGAGCGGCUCAUCGGGGAUGGCUUCCUCUUGACAUGGCUUGAACCUCCUCACCGUGCACGUAAGUUCACCCGACAGAUCACCUUUUAA
Triticum turgidum subsp. durum (durum wheat) is the source of this 732-nucleotide messenger RNA. The record is from the annotation of a GenBank genome assembly. NCBI's taxonomy places the organism in Eukaryota, Viridiplantae, Streptophyta, Magnoliopsida, Poales, Poaceae.